AUGCCCGCCGGCAUGGGAGUGUCGCUGAACCAGGUGUUCAACCUGACCUUCAGCAACGAGCAUGCCUUUAUCCAGUUGACGCCGCGUCGCAGCGCCGUUCUCAACACCACCAACCCACUCGUCCCCCUUUGGAACAGCACCUUCUCUGCCUCUGCUUCGUCCGCGAUCAACGUUCCCGGCGUGGCUGGCGAUGACGAUUCGGGACAAGUGUUCACCGCCGUCCCAAACAACCAGACGCUCUCAGCCUCUGCCGAGUUCUUCUUUACGGGAACGGCAGUCUCGUUCAACGGCGAACUGGCCAGCAUCACCCAGGACGAAUACAACAAUGGCGAUUACAAGGCGUACCUCUCUGUGGACAACAGCCAGGCCGCGCCAUUCCCGUCUGGCGGUGUGCUGGCCGCGGCUAGUGGGCUGGACAUGCAGACCCAUGACGCGCAGUACAGUACCGGCAACGGUGCCACACUUUUCAAGGGUGUGACUCUGACUCUGGCCAUCGAGGCGCAGGCGCCUACGUUUGCCGACAUUGAGCAGCGGGUCGAAUAUCUGGUCAUUAACGGCUCGGCUAACCCGUUCUUCCGCAUGGGCCAGGGGUCCAACUGGACUGUACACGACCAUAUUGGCGGUGUCGGUAGCCAAGAUUCCAUUCCUCAUAAUUACUUGAAGGGAUUCGAAACGCGCAUCAUACCGGCAAUCACGUCCUUUACUGUCCCGGACAACACCUCGUUCCUCAUGCUGAACGGCACCAUGGGGCCCGACUUGACAGUGGCCACCAUUUCGUGUGAUCCGCAGGCCGUAUCCGACAAUACCACAGCGCAGGGAGGUAGCAGUGUCGAAGUGUACAACGCGUGGGAGGUGGCCGACUCGGUGCUGUACAUGGCCACCCUCGAUCCCAAGCGCCAGUACAACAUCAGUGUCAACACGGACAGUCUGCCCGUCGUCGGACAGCCGGCCAUUGGGUUACACAGCGUCACGUUUUUCUCGGGUCUUUCCAACCUCACUACGACGACUGGCGCGACCGGCUCGGCGAACGCGAGCACAAAAGUGAAGCCAGCCACGAUCGCAGGCGCAGUGGUCGGUGCCCUCGCAGGUUUGGCCCUCGCUGGAUACGUUGCGUUCCUCGUGGCCAAACGCCAACUGCGUCGUCGCCAGCAAAGCCUUAGCAAAGGUGGCCCAGAGGAGUUUGUGGUGGACGACCAAAACCCACCGUGCACGCCGUACGAGGCCACGAUGGACGGGCGACCCUUCAUGUCCCAGACCUCCAAACUCCACGGCGAGGGCUUUGUCUCUGGACCACUGUCUGCAGGAACCAGCAGCAUCGACGGGAGCCAAGUGUGGGCGCCCUCCCGCAUCCGCUACGAGCAAGAAGAGGACGGCGGCGGGGUCGAGCGCGUCGAGUUUGUCCCGCCCAUGUACAACCCCGACUGGGCUUCACAGAGCGAGGGCGACGCGCUUACCUCGUCGUCGGUUUCCGAGACCCAGGAGAUACACGGUGUCGACGCCAUGUUCCCGAGUCCGAACGCCACUGGCGUGCAGAGUGUCCCGUCGAAGCGGGAUGUCAAGGGCUGGUGA
This is a messenger RNA of Apiotrichum porosum, 1569 nucleotides long. RefSeq lists its product as uncharacterized. Lineage: Eukaryota; Fungi; Basidiomycota; Tremellomycetes; Trichosporonales; Trichosporonaceae. The record is from RefSeq and is a predicted model, not a curated record. Bases 1 to 1569 code for a protein of 522 amino acids. The transcript has 7 exons.